AUGUCCGCCGCACCUUUCUUCUGGCAAGCUCCCCUCAAGUACUGCCGCUGGGCAGCCCGCGAGCGUCCCGCCCUCUUCUGGUCCGUCAUCAUCGGCGCUGCUGGUCCCGUUGCCAUGCCCAUUGUGCCUCCGAUCCGAUACUACUUUGGCGAUGUUGAUGCGCCUCCGGUUCCUGUGACCUACCCUAUUCCCACUGGUCCCAGGAAACAGCUCACCGGCUACGACGAUUAA
This is a messenger RNA of Fusarium venenatum, 231 nucleotides long. RefSeq lists its product as uncharacterized. The record is from RefSeq and is a predicted model, not a curated record. NCBI's taxonomy places the organism in Eukaryota, Fungi, Ascomycota, Sordariomycetes, Hypocreales, Nectriaceae.